This is a messenger RNA of Pipistrellus nathusii (Nathusius's pipistrelle), 2205 nucleotides long. The record is from the annotation of a GenBank genome assembly. NCBI's taxonomy places the organism in Eukaryota, Metazoa, Chordata, Mammalia, Chiroptera, Vespertilionidae.
AUGAGGCGCAGCGGAACAGCACUUUCCUUCCUGCUCAGCGAGCGGGUCCGAGAGUCUGCGGAUUCCAGCUCAGCCCCUGCGAGUCCCCGUGGCAGUGGUGUCAUCUGGAGACGCUUCUCAGGGACCCCGUUGCUGCCACCGCUGUCGAGCCGCCUCAGGCCCCCGGGAGAAGCCGAGCCCAGCUCCUGUGUGGUGUUCACCAUCGGGGCUCGAGGGACAGAGCAAGGCCACGGUCCAGCUUCAGGCAGCUUUGACCUGGAAAAUGCAUUCUCGCGUGAGAGAAGCGCUCAGGACCCUCACGUUGGGCCUGGCCUCGGCCAGGCCAUCCACGCCCCUGCCCAACACAGCCAGCGGCGGGAGUCCUUCCUGUACCGCUCCGACAGCGACUAUGACCUCUUGCCGAAGGCCAUGUCCCGGAACUCCUCCGUGGCCAGCGACCUACAUGGAGAAGACAUGAUUGUGACCCCCUUUGCCCAGGUCCUGGCCAGUCUGCGGACUGUUCGGAGCAAUGUGGCUGCCCUAGCCCACCUGCAAGGCCAAAGAGCAGCCAAGCAGACAACCAUCGGGAGCCCUCCACCUGCCAGCCAGCCCCCUCCGCCUACAGAGGACACUGGGCAGAAGCUGGCUUUGGAGACACUGGAUGAGCUGGACUGGUGUCUGGAUCAGCUGGAGACGCUGCAGACCCGGCACUCGGUGGGGGACAUGGCCUCCAACAAGUUCAAGCGGAUGCUGAACCGGGAGCUGACUCACCUGUCUGAGACCAGCCGCUCGGGGAACCAGGUGUCAGAGUACAUUUCCCAGACCUUCCUGGACCAACAGGCGGAGGUGGAGCUGCCCAAGGGGACCCCCAAGGAACCCUCGAGGCCCAUGUCCCAGAUCAGCGGCCUGCAGGGGCUCCCCCACAGCGCCAGCCUCUCCGCAGCCACCGUCCCACGCUUUGGGGUCCAGACUGACCAGGAGGGGCAGCUGGCCAAGGAGCUGGAAGACACCAACAAGUGGGGGCUGGAUGUGUUCAAGGUGGCAGAGCUCAGUGGGAACCGGCCCCUCACAGCCGUCAUAUUCAGCAUCUUUCAGAAUCGGGACCUGCUCAAGACAUUCCAGAUCCCAGUGGACACGCUGGCCACCUACCUGCUGACGCUGGAGGGUCACUACCACGCCGACGUGGCCUACCACAACAGCCUGCACGCCGCGGACGUGGCCCAGUCCACGCACGUGCUGCUGGCCAUGCCUGCGCUGGAGGCUGUGUUCACAGACUUGGAAGUCCUGGCUGCCAUCUUUGCAAGCGCCAUCCACGAUGUGGACCAUCCCGGGGUCUCCAACCAGUUUCUCAUUAACACCAACUCGGAGCUGGCGCUGAUGUACAACGACGCCUCCGUGCUGGAGAACCACCACCUGGCCGUGGGCUUCAAGCUGCUGCAGGCGGAGAACUGCAACAUCUUCCAGAACCUCAGCCCCAAGGAGUGGCUGAGUCUGCGCAGGAUGGCCAUCGACAUAGUGCUGGCCACCGACAUGUCCAAACACAUGAACCUCCUGGCUGACCUCAAGACCAUGGUGGAGACCAAGAAAGUGACGAGCCUGGGCGUCCUGCUGCUGGACAACUACUCCGACCGCAUCCAGGUCCUGCAGAACCUGGUGCACUGUGCCGACCUCAGCAACCCCACCAAGCCGCUGCCCCUGUACCGCCAGUGGACAGACCGCAUCAUGGCCGAGUUCUUCCAGCAGGGCGACCGCGAGCGGGAGUCGGGCCUGGACAUCAGCCCCAUGUGUGACAAGCACACAGCCUCGGUGGAGAAGUCCCAGGUGGGUUUCAUUGACUACAUCGCCCACCCGCUGUGGGAGACCUGGGCGGACCUGGUGCACCCAGAUGCCCAGGGCCUGCUGGACACACUGGAGGACAACCGCGAGUGGUACCUGAGCAAGAUCCCCCGCAGCCCCGCGGAGCCCGCCUGCCCCGAGCAGGGCAGCCUCGACAGAUGCCAGCUCGAGCUGACUCUGGAGGAGGCGGAAGAAGAGGAGGAAGAAGAGGAGGAAGAGGAGGAGGAGAGAAUGCUGGCUCAGGAGGCCUCCGCGUCACCUGGCACUGACCUCCCGUCCCCUGAGGCCGGCUCAGACCCUGGGGCCUUAUGCCUAGACAGCCAGAGGACCGUGGGCAAGCCCUGCGUGGACCAGGAGGGCGACGUAACGGCUGAGCCAUCUGGCUCCUAA